Prinia subflava (tawny-flanked prinia) is the source of this 4521-nucleotide messenger RNA. It is a transcript of the gene NRROS, whose product is annotated as negative regulator of reactive oxygen species. The record is from RefSeq and is a predicted model, not a curated record. The transcript is spliced from 4 exons. Gene Ontology annotation, molecular function: protein binding. NCBI's taxonomy places the organism in Eukaryota, Metazoa, Chordata, Aves, Passeriformes, Cisticolidae. Bases 1516 to 3582 code for a protein of 688 amino acids.
CAAGAAAAUGAUCCCCUUGGUCAGUUUUACUGAUUUCAGGAGUUUAGGGGCCACGUGGUCUGGCAGGGAGGGGAGAGUGUGGCUGGGAUGUUCCUUGAAGAGGGUCUUGGUGUGCUGCAGUGACACAGUUCAUCCCCCAUCUACGCAAAUAUCCCAUUGGCACCGUGGAACAUAUGGCAUGUGGAGCAUGGACCUAUUGAUCCCAGACAGGAUCUUGCUGCAGGCCUGGAUCCUUUCUCCACAGUUUUGAACCCUUUCCCACCAAGGUAGAUCUGGGCAAAGUUUUUCUCCUCAGAGGUGGGAUUUCCUAGGGACUUGGGGGUGUGUGAGGACCCUGGGAAGGGGGAGAUGUGGGGUGGGGAGAUGGAGGGCGGGGUAGAUGGGGAUGAGGAGGAUGGGGACCUCCCUGUGCAUAAUGCCUCAGAAAUGUGGAUCUUUGUUUCCUGGCAGCCACAGGAAAAGCCAUUUCUGCUGACCUUCACACAGGAACUAGCACUCAGGAGGUCCCUGUAUCUGGGUGGUUCUGACUUGUGCUCUGAGUGCUGGGUUUGCUGCAAUCCUGAGCAGUCCCAGGACACCCAAAGGUCUGGGAGCAGGGGGAUUGGAGCAUCCUGAAUCUCACUUAGACAACGUGAGGGACAGGCACUGGCAUCCCGAAGUUGCUGGGGACUCAGCACCUGGGACUUGCCCAGCUUUGGGAUGCAACAGGAAAUAACAGCACCUUCUUCCCCCACGGGACAGGCAUCCCUUGGCUCCUGUCAAACGAGCUGGGUGCUGGAGGCAAGAGGGGUCUGGAGGGACAAAAAGGGAAUAGGUGCCAUGCAGGGGUGGCAUUUCCCCAUCCUGCAGAAGUGGUGCCAUGGCUGUGCAGGGCAGAACCACCCCCAGUCACCAUCUCUGUGGCCUGAAACCCCGAGCAGUUCUGCUGCUGGAGCUGUGUAGAGGAGUCACCGUGCAAAGCCUGUCCCCAGCGCUGGCUGGUCCCCAGGAGCUGUGUGACCCCCUGUACCCCUCACUGCCUGCCUGGCCCCGUGGUUCCUCCUUGCUGGGAGCUGUGUGUGAGUGCAUGACCCGGGCUGGGAGUGCUGAGAUCGGUAAGCGAGAGCUGGGCCGCGCUCGCUGCCUCCAUGUGACUGCAGUUUCCGUUGGCUCCUUCCGCAAAGGCUAUAUUGGUGCUCGGAGAGAGGGCGGGUGGCACACGGCCCCGAGGGUGGCACACGGCCCCGAGGGUGGCACACGGCCCCGAGGGUGGCACACGGACCCCGAGGGUGCCACACGGACCCUGAAGGUGCCACACAGACCCCUCGGGCCACCCCUACCCCUGGCCCCAGGUCCCCCUGAGGGGCUGCGGGAUGGACGGUGCCGAAGCCCACGCGCUGUUCCACGCGUGGCAGCUGUGAAAGUGCUGUGUGCCAAACACUCACUGAGCCCUCACUGCUCAUUUGCCUGAGUUUCAGCUUUUCCCCAGAUGCAAAUGCCGUCAGCUCCGGUCCCACCAGGAGUGCCGCCACUGAGAUGGAGGCCCUGCUCCCUGGUGUCUCCCUGCUUGUUCUCCUCCUGGCAGUGGGAUGGGGAAGCAGGAUGGAUGCAGCCUGGGCAACAUCUCCUGGGGGCUGUGAGCUUGUGCAGAGCAUCAUGGACUGCACUGGGAGAUGGCUGAGUUCCAUCCCAGGAAACCUUCGAGGUGAUACCGAGGAGCUGUUUCUUGAUGACAACACUAUCCAGGUCCUGGGCAAUGCCUCUCUGCUCCUGUAUCCACAGCUCUGGCAUCUCAGCUUGACCAGGAACCGGCUGGAGCUCAUUGAGCCCGGUGCCUUCCACAGCACCCAAGGCCUGGAGGUGCUCACCUUGACAGACAACCUGCUCUUCACCAACUACUCACUGACAGCCGCUGCUCUUUCUGCUCUGCCAGCCCUGAGGAUGCUGGAUCUGGCUGGAAACCAGCUCAGGGAGAACAUGGUAUCAGUUUUAGUCUCGAACCUCUCUUCCUUGGAGUCCCUGUCUGUGGCCAGGAAUGUCAUCAUGAGGCUGGACUCAUCCACCUUCACAAACCUGACACAGCUGCUGGAGCUGAACCUGGAGAAGAACUACAUCUUUGAGAUUGACAAUGCUUUUGAAGGGCUGCAGAGGCUGCAGAGGCUGAACAUAGCUUACAACUACCUCCCGUGUCUCGUGGGGUUUGACCUGACCCAGCUCAGGGUGCUCAAUGUCAGCAACAACAUCAUUGAGUGGUUUCUCACCCUGGAAAGUGAUGACCUCUUUGAGCUGGAGGUGCUGGACCUGUCCCACAACCGCCUCCUGUUCUUCCCUGUGCUGCCCCAGCAGAGCAAGCUGCACUCCUUGCUGCUGCAGGACAACAGGAUGAGCUUCUACCAGCGUCUCCCCAACGGCACCUCCCUGGCCAACAUCACCAUGAAGUUCUUGAUCAUUGAUGGUAACUCCACCAACAUCACAACCGUCAGGCUCUGGGAUGAGCUCUGCCACAGCAACCUCUCCUCCCUGCGCCUCCUGGACAUGAGCCAGAACCAGGUGUGGGGCCUGCCUGAUGAUUUUCUGGCUCAGAUGCCCUCCCUGACCCACCUAAAGCUCAACCAGAACUGCCUGGAGGCAUUUCACCUGUCGGAGGAGGACCCCUUGGCCACGCUGACAGAGCUGGACCUCAGCCAGAACCAGCUGGUGGAGCUGGGGGUGAAGGUGGGCACUGAGGACAUCCUGCCCAACCUGCAGCUCUUCAACCUCAGCACCAACAGGCUGCAGGCUCUUCCUCCUGGGAUUUUCACCCACACCAGGAAGAUCACUACCCUGGACCUCAGCCGCAACCGGGUUGACCUCUGUCCCCAGCCAGGUGAGGCCGAGAGUCUGCCCUGCGUGGACAUCAGGGGUGUGGAGACCUUGACCCAUCUGUCCUUGUCCGGCUGUGGUCUGCAGGGGCUGAGCAGCCGCCCCUUCCAGGGGACCUCGCUGAGGCACCUGGACCUCUCUGACAACCGCCAGGUGCUGUCCGGGGACCUGGGCUGGCUGCAGGACCUUGUCCUGACACUGCAGGUGCUGUCUCUGAGGAACACCAGCCUCUCUUCCACUGCUGUGGACUUCUCUGCCCUGCACAGCCUGGUGCGCUUGGACCUUUCUGGGAACUCCUUGGCCGCGUUCCCCACCUGGCUGGGCACGCUGAGGCUGCGCAGCCUGGACCUGCGGGACAACUGCCUGCCCGCGCUGCCACCAGACAUGGCGUGGCUGCCGCUGGGGAGGAGCCUGCGGGAGCUCUACCUCAGCCAGAACCCCUACAACUGCUGCACGCUGGGCUGGUGGGACGCCCUGCAGCAGGCGGAGGGGCUGCGUGUCCCCGAUGGGCGGGAGGUGACCUGCAGCCAUGGCUCCCGUGCGCUGAGCCCCGGCGCGCUGCCCGAGCCCGUCCUGCAGAGCUGCCGGUGGCAGACGGCCGACCUGGCGCUGCUCUACCUGGUGCUGGCUCUGCCCACCUGCCUGACCCUCCUGGUGGCCUUCGUUGUCAUAUUCCUCAUGCUGAAGAAGAAGCUGCUGAAAAUGGUGAAAACCCGGUGCGGAGUGUCCAGCCCUUACUGAUGGCUGAGGAAGAGGAAGGGCUCGGGAAUAGUCAGUGACAGUGGGUGAUUAGGAGUACAGGUGAUAAUCCCUCCGAGGUGGUCAAGAUGGAAACCUGAUGGAUGCAGGACAGGAGGUGCUGGGAGAGCUGCCAUUCCUGCCCUCAUGGUAUCCGAAGGGUGUGGGCCGUGUCUGGUGGUGGGGUGCUGGGAAUCCUCAAGGAAUGUGUCUUCAGCAGAAACCUUCAGCUGGUGUUGGUGAGAGCUGAGUGGACAUCAAACAUUCCUCAGCUGAAAGGACAGGUUGCCCAGAAAAUCUGUGGAUGCCUCAUCCGUGGAAGUGUUCAAGGCCAGGCUGGAGUGGGCUAGGAGCAAUCUGAUCUAGAGGAACGUGUCCCUCCCCGUGGCAGGGCUUGUAACCAGAUGGAUUUUUAAGAUCCCUUCCAACCCAGACCAUUCUGGGAUUCUGUGACAGUUUUCUCCAGCACUUCUUUCCCCCCUGCCCUUUUGGCAGUUCCUUUUAUUUAUUACCACCAAAACUCAAAAUGUCCUCCAGAUCUGCAGCCAGCGUCCACAAAGUGCCCCAGGCUGGAGCAAACAUCACCUGGGUGCUGUGGAGAAGGGUCUCUGUGGCCAGAACUUUCCACACUGCUCUUGCAGGCACUGCCAAACUUGCAGGCAACCCUGAUCAUGUACCAUGUGUGUGUGUGUGCUGAUAAAGACAGGCGUUGUCAGCAGGGCUGAAAGACACAUUUUGGGGUGUUGUUUCUUCACUAAGUCACAGUCUGCAUUAGAAAAGUCCAUUAAAAACAGCCCAAGUUGCAACAAUGGGAAAUAUGGAUUGAAGAUCAGGAGAGUUAUACCCUGUUAUAAAUUAUAUCUUUUGGUGAUAUUUUGUCAUGGAUUUCUCCAGUGAAUGGUGGAUUAAAUGUACAAAGGAAACGAGAGAAAUCCUUCCUCC